Annulohypoxylon truncatum is the source of this 1668-nucleotide messenger RNA. Its product is annotated as 4-hydroxyphenylpyruvate dioxygenase. The transcript has a single exon. Bases 231 to 1490 code for a protein of 419 amino acids. The record is from RefSeq and is a predicted model, not a curated record. Gene Ontology annotation, molecular function: 4-hydroxyphenylpyruvate dioxygenase activity. NCBI's taxonomy places the organism in Eukaryota, Fungi, Ascomycota, Sordariomycetes, Xylariales, Hypoxylaceae. Gene Ontology annotation, biological process: L-tyrosine catabolic process.
AGGUGAAUUGUCUAUAUCUGUGUACUCGAUUCUAUUCCUUUGCUUAGGUCUUGUAUGAAUCUUAUUGUAAAAUCAUAUUAGUAGGUAGCUAGUCUCUGCUACCCCUAUUCAUCCCAUCCCAUCCUAUCUAUCCGCCCUUCUCUUCGUGAUAUCAGUGAAUCAAGAUAUCUACCAUCAAGCAAACACACGCAGACACACACAUACAUACAUACACAAGCAAACAAACAACCAUGGCCCCCUCGGCAAUCUCAGAGUCUCCUCCCCGAGACGCAACCGUCCACCCCCCUCACACAUCAUCAGACUCCUACGCCGUCCAGGCCGGCGUUCCCGAGUUCCAGGGCUACGACCACAUAACCUGGUGGGUGGGCAACGCCAAGCAGGCCGCCUCGUACUACAACACACUCUUCGGCUUCACCACCGUCGCCUACCGCGGCCUCGAGACGGGGAGCCGGUACUUCACCUCGCACGUCGUCGCCAACGGCGCCAUCCGCCUCGUCUUCACCUCGCCCAUCCGGUCGCUCGCGCACCUGCCCGCCGACGAGCCCAUCACGGACGACGAGCGCGCGCUCCUCAAGGAGAUGCACGACCACCUCGAGCGCCACGGCGACGCCGUCAAAGACGUCGCCUUCGAGGUCGACUGCGUCGAGGCCGUGUACGCGCGCGCCGUCGAGCAGGGCGCGACUCCCGUCCGCGAGCCCAGGGCCGAGAGAGAUAAGAUGCACGGCGGCGAGGUCCGGACCGCCGUCAUCCGCACGUACGGCGACACCACGCACACGCUGAUCUCGCGGCGCGCGUACGCGGGGCCGUUCCUACCGGGCUUCAUCGCGCGGUCUCCCGCUCCCUCUAGCGUGAGCCUGCCGCCCGUCGAGCUGGCGCAGAUCGACCACUGCGUGGGCAACCAGUCGUGGAACGAGAUGGUGGCGGCGUGCGAGUUCUACGAGCGGUGCCUGGGCUUCCACCGGUUCUGGUCCGUCGACGACAAGCAGAUCUGCACCGAGUUCAGCGCGCUGUCGUCCAUCGUCAUGAGCAGCGCCAACGGCGUCGUCAAGAUGCCCAUCAACGAGCCCGCGCUCGGCAAGAAGAAGUCGCAGAUCGAGGAGUUCGUCGUGUUUAACUCGGGCCCCGGCGUCCAGCACGUCGCGCUGCUGACGCGCGACAUCAUCGCCACGGUGAGCGCGAUGCGCGCGCGCGGCGUCGAGUUCAUUAGUGUGCCGCCCUCGUACUACGAGACUAUGAAGGAGCGCCUGCGCACGGAGAAGCGCAGGUGGGAGCUCGAGGAGAGCUUCGAGACCUUGCAGCGGUUGCAUAUCUUGAUCGACUAUGACGAGGGCGGAUACCUCCUCCAGCUCUUCACCAAGCCGCUGAUGGACCGGCCGACUGUCUUCGUAGAGAUCAUCCAGCGCCACGAGUUUGAGGGCUUCGGCGCCGGGAACUUCAAAAGCUUGUUCGAGGCUAUUGAGCGGGAGCAGGCUCAGCGGGGGAACUUGUGAGAUGAGAUGGAUACGUAGAAAAUUUGAAAUUUGGAAAUUGGGGGGGGUUAAACAGCUCAUUCCCUUUCGAGGAGAGGAGGGUUGGGCGAGAAGGCGGCGAGAAGGUGUACGAUAUGCUACACUAUUAUUAUUUUGACGAGAUCAUGACAUAGCGCGGCGGGUUUGGUCCAUUGAAUUG